Eruca vesicaria subsp. sativa (arugula) is the source of this 1827-nucleotide messenger RNA. NCBI's taxonomy places the organism in Eukaryota, Viridiplantae, Streptophyta, Magnoliopsida, Brassicales, Brassicaceae. The record is from the annotation of a GenBank genome assembly.
AUGGCUACUACUAGUCUCAUUUUAUUCCUAGGGGUUUUAGCCCUAACGAGUACCCUUAGCUUCAACGCUGAAGCUAGGCCUCAACCUAGCGAUGAGGAUCUCGGUAUCGUCGUUGGACCUAACACUGGGUCGGAUGACGAUCUUGGCAUCGUUGUUGGACCGCAUGUAAGCGAAGAGUCGGACAUUGCUGGACCGCACACCAACCUCGAUGAUGAAGAACUGGGCACCAUCAUUGGACCCGAGUUCGAGAUCCACAAGAAUGAUUUCCCCAAGGAUUUCAUCUUUGGAACAGCCGUUUCCGCAUUUCAGGUUGAAGGUGCUAAAAAGGGAUCUGGAAGAGGCUUGACAAGAUGGGAUGAAUUCACACACAUGUUUCCUGACAAAGUUGAACAUGGGGAGGAUGCAGAUAUCGGAGUUGACUUCUAUACCCGUUACAAGGCACGUCAUUGUUACAAUGAUGAUAUAAAAUUAAUGAAGGAGUUAAAAACGAAUGGGUUCAGAUUUUCAAUCUCAUGGACCAGAAUCUUGCCUAAUGGAAGUCUAAGGAAAGGUGUAAACAAGGAGGGGGUGCAGUUCUACAACGAUCUUAUAAAUGAACUUAUAGCCAAUGAGAUUCAACCUUCUAUUACUCUGUUUCACUGGGAAUCUCCAUUUGCUCUAGAAAUGGAGUAUGGUGGUUUUGUAGACGAAAGAAUUGUAGAGGAUUUCCGGGAGUUUGCGAAAUUCUGCUUUGAGAAUUUUGGAGAUAGGGUGAAGAACUGGGCAACAUUUAACGAGCCAUCGGUAUAUAGUGUUGCUGGUUAUUCAAAAGGCAAGAAAGCACCAGGACGGUGCUCUCCAUUUGAAGUCCUCAAAUGUCCCUCUGGAGAUUCAUCUGAAGAGCCUUACAAAGUUGCUCAUAACCAGAUCCUUUCUCAUCUUGCUGCUGUUGAAGAGUUCCGAAAAUGUGUCAAGUGCCAAGAGAACGGAGGGAAGAUUGGAAUUGUGUUGGUAUCUCACUGGUACGAGCCUAAAGAUCCCAAUUCUAGUAAAGAUGUCGAGUACGCAAGACGAGCUCUCGAUUACCAACUCGGCUGGUUUCUUCGCCCUCUCACAUAUGGAGAGUAUCCAAAGGUAAUGCAAAAAGAUGUAAACAUCCGACUGCCUGAAUUUACCGAAGAAGAAUCUGAGAAACUAAAAAGAUCUUUGGACUUUGUCGGAUUAAAUUACUAUGGUACAUUUUUCACUACCCCUCUCACCAAUAUCAAUGCAUCGGAGCUUAGUUAUACCAACGACGUAGGCGCAAAAAUAUCAGCUGAGCAAAACCACUCACCACAUCUCAAGGCAACUUCAAUGGGGAUAGUGAUAUAUCCAGCGGGUUUGAUGAAUCUCUUGAGACAUAUCCAAGACGAAUACAAGAAUCCAGAGAUUUACAUUAUGGAGAAUGGGAUGGACGAAAUCGACGAGGGAACCAAGACCUUAGCGGAAGCCACAAAUGACUACGGGAGAAAAGAGUUUAUUAAGAGUCACAUCUUAAUCAUGGGUAAAGCCAUCAGGCUGCACAAUGUGAGGUUAAAGGGUUACUUCAUAUGGUCGUUAAUGGACAACUUCGAGUGGGAGAGAGGGUAUAAAAUGAGGUUUGGACUGUAUUACGUAGAUUUCAAUGAUAACUUGAAACGACACAUGAGGUCAUCAGGAAAAUGGCUAAGCGAGUUUCUUGAUUCCAAAGAGUCUCUCAACAAAUGCUACUUUGAAGGCCAUCGCGAGAAAGGAUAUGCUCCCAAGCUGUUCGACACUGAGUAUUUGGAUCCUGAUAACUGGCGUCUAAGCUAUGCGAGCGACAUGUGA